Molecule: messenger RNA, 6403 nt
Organism: Nilaparvata lugens (brown planthopper)
Lineage: Eukaryota; Metazoa; Arthropoda; Insecta; Hemiptera; Delphacidae
Product: protein Skeletor, isoforms B/C
Exons: 13
Coding region: 163-2289 (708 amino acids)
Source: RefSeq, a predicted model, not a curated record
CAGAGUCGCUCCAGCUACUCUAGACUCUCCAGUCGUCCUGUGACUUUCGCGUAGUGCGUUUGCCGCGCGUUCGCGGUUUCCCUAAAAAAGUUUCUCUCAUGAGCUAGUGUCCACAGUUGUUUAGUUUUCAAAGUGAAUCGCCCUGCACCAGGUGAGGAAGCCAUGAUGACGUCACGAGGAGGCAGUUCCAUCGCCACAGCUCUCGUCUGGGCUGCAACCGGGCUGCAGCUGCUUUCACACGGUGAAAGCAGACCAAACACAUCACCCUACUAUGGCAGUAAGGUGGGAACUUUCAAAAGUUUCGAGCACAAAGUGAAAGGAGAGGUGUUCGCGGUCGACGAGACCACCCUCUUCAUCAAGGGCUUCACCUAUGAUGGAACUGCCCCAGACGCGUACUUCUGGGUGGGCAACACACAAAGACCCUCCCCUGAAGGAUACAUUGUCCCCUAUCCAGAGGAUUACGCUGGAAGAGAUCCACCGAUACUGGGAAGAUUUCACAUGGCCGACGUAAUACUAAAAUUGCCGCAAGGCAAAAAAGUCAGGGACAUUCAAUGGCUUGCAGUAUGGUGCCGGCGAUUCACUGUGAACUUCGGCGACGUGUACAUCCCGCCCAACCUGGACGUGCCGAAAGCACGGGUGUUGCCCGAAUUCCGCCGGCUGGCUCAUGGACUCCGCUCGGGCAACAUCAGCGUACUCGAUGCCAAGACAUUCUACAUCCCCAACCUGCACUACGACGGCGCCGGACCCGAUGCUUACUUCUGGGUCGGCAACGGCACCGAACCCUCACCGUUGGGCAUCAAGGUGCCCAAUGAGGUUGGCAGCCUGGAACCGCUAAGGGGCUACCAAGGAGAGGACAUAGAGAUCCAGCUGCCCGGUAACCUGACCGUGUAUGACAUCGACUGGCUGGCCGUGUGGUGUGUGCAGUAUCGCCACAACUUCGGCCACGUCAACAUCCCCAAGGACCUCGACGUGCCUCCCGCCCUCGGACAGACCAAGAUCACUACGAGUUCAACGCCAGCCACCGAUAUCGUGGGCUUCUCGAUGUCCAACUGUCGCGAGAUGCUGGAUGAGCGCCUGCAGGUGCAGUGGGAGAUCAUGGGCGACUACGUUAUGAUUGCACUGUCUGCAAGAAUCAGGGAGGACCAGUAUAUGGCCUUCGGUCUCAGCGGCGACAAUGGAAGAGCGACAAUGGUAGGCGGUGACAUAGUGGUGGCGUACAUGGACAGCGACAACCACACGUACCACGCGGUAGACUACUACAUGUCGUCGACGGCACAGUGCGACGGAUCGGGAGGCGUCUGCCCGGAUGCCCGCAUCGGAGGUCGCAACGACGUCAUCACGGAGAAGGGCGACCGCCGCAACGGCGUCACCACCGUCGUCUACCGGCGUCUGCUGCAGACCAACGAGCCAAUCAUGGACAGACCCAUUCCGGCGCGCGGAGAAGUCAGCGUCAUCGCCGCCAUUGGGCCGCUCAACUCCCGCAAAGAGGCCAAUGCGCAUGCCAUACCUGAUAAGACUACUGACGAUAUGAGGAUUGACUUCAGCGUGCAUCAUGACCAUAACUGCCCCAGCAGCCUAUACGAUCUGGCUCCCGAAGAGAAUGUCGUGCCCUGGAAGCCGAAAAUUAUCUCCAUGGAGAAUGUGUUUUCCGCCAGGAUUGGACCAACCGGUGGAAAGAAAGGCUAUACACCAAUCACAGGACAUCCAUCCUGGGGAAUAUCGUGGUGGAUAAACGACUUAAUGAUUCCCGAAAUUUACGUCGAGAGAGGACAAACCUACACAUUCUUCGUGGAAGGAGGGAAUGAUCAUACAAACCAGGCCAGAUACCAUCCUUUCUACAUCACAGACAGCUCUGAGGGGGGAUUCGGCCAACGCACCGAGGCUGAACAGAAGCGACAACGCGUCUUCGCUGGGGUCAACUAUGACGCUGAAGGAUAUCCCUAUCCAACUGCAGCUGGCCGCUACUGUGAGUGGACGCACACGACAAUAGACAUGUCAUCGGAGAGCGAGACGUUCGAAGACUUCUUCAAGACGCUGCGUCUGAGCUGCGUGCAGGGUGAGCCGGCUGUACUUAAUUGGACGGUCGCCCCUGAAACACCUGAUCUACUUUAUUACCAGUGCUACACACACACGAACUUAGGCUGGAAAAUCCACGUCGUCGAUCCAGGUAAAAGCAUCAAAAGCAUCAGAAAAAGUUCGUCAGCGUCCACACUGUCGUCAUUAACAAGUUCAACCGCAACAAUAAUUGUUCUACUUAUACCAGUUCUCUUAUCGGUGUUAACCAGGUGAAUUCUGUUACUUCGAUCAAAUCUAAUCACGGUUCAUGAUAUCUACAAUCAAAUCCGGCAUCAACACGGAUUUGUGAGAUUGUAAAAAGUCGAUCUAGGUAAAACUCCGAUUAAUUUUUUGCUCUCUUUGGCAAACUACCAUUAAAGAUUGAUGAUUGUUUAUUGACGUAUGAUCAAUGAAUAUUCUUUAUCAGUCAAUGAUAAAUAAAUCUUUUAUCAACUUAUGAUAGAUUUCAAGUUUCAUGACUACAGGGUUUUUAUACGAUUCAGAACCUGCAAGUUAAAGCUUGAUCUCUAAUAUCGUGCCUGCAGCACUGCUCGAUAGUGGGAAACUACUUUAUAAUGGUCUUAUCUUCUCUACGCCCUAGUGGUUCGGAAUCUAACUACAUCUAGAUGGUGAGUUUACUAGGUCGUCUGUAAUUGUAAGGGCAUUUCUCGCUAUCUGAAAUCAUCUUAGCUUGCAUCAUGUUUUCUAAACAGUGAAGGGUUUCCCUGAAAAGUCUCUGAACCCACAUGAAAUUGUAUUCAACAAACAUUAGAAAUUGCAAUAAGACAAAAUGAGAGUAGGCAAGCACUCUUGCAGCUAUCAAGUCUGUACAACGAUGAGAGUCAUAACAAUAAUAUACACAGUGUAACUUCAUUCAUCCCAUAAUAUAAAUAAUACAUUUGAGAUAACUCAAUUAUCAAUAAACAAUACAAAAGUUAUUCUAUUUGAAUCCUCUAAAUCACAAGUCAUUUUUAUUGACUUGUUGAAAAAUUAUCACAAUUAUUAUUCUUAAGACUGGAAAAUUUUCUCUAAAAAUUGUCUAAAAAAAGAUUCCAUUGCUGAAUUCAAAUUUGAUUUAGUUGGUAAAGUAUGUUAUGGUUAUCUGUUUUCUGGAAAGUAUGAUGCCACUCAAAAACUAAUUAACUAUUAAUAAAAUAUUCAACAUGAGUUGACCAGUUGGAAUGGUGCAAUUAGAACUCACAUUUAAAUAACACAAUUUGAAAUAGUAUAAUAUUCGACAACUCUAUAACAAGGAGUUUUUGUCUAAUCUACUCUAUCAGUGAAGGAAUUGAGUCUUUAUUAUCCAUGUAUCUAACUAUUUCUCAAAUUUUAUUCUUAAAGGAUUUCAAAACAUCAUAGAAAAGAUCAAUAAGAUCAUAACAUACAAUAAGAUCACUACAACAAUAUCAUGUGUUGCCCGCUGAGCAUUAAUUUUGCUGGAAUUGUUGAUAAUGAAGAUUAUUCCUCUCUUUCACUUCUAUGGGCCCAAUUUCUAUUUUAAUAAUAACAUUCUAUUUGAUUAUUCAAUGAUGUGCAACAUAAGAUUCAAGGUUGAUUCCGAGCCACCGGCAAGUGAAUCCAAUAAUAAAAAGAAGGCAGGUUUAUAAGUUUUCAGAAAGACUUUCUUUUGUAAAUUUAGAGUUGCUUAAUACAGAUGACUUGCAUAUCUUGUGAAAAUAUUAUUAUAUGCUUAGUCAAAUUAGUUGUGGAUGUCAAAUGAAUACUAAAUGGAUGUUGAAAUGUAUGUUUUAUAGGAAUACUACUGUAUCAUAUUUUUCAGGGUUUUAUCACUAAAUCUAAAAAUUUUUGUUAAAAUACUAGAAAUCACUGUUUUUCUGAUGAAAGCACUUUGUGAAAAAUGAUCCAAUCUUCAUAAAUUCUUGUCGACCAUUUUUGGAGAAAGGGUUAUGAGAAGUUAUUCAAUUAUAUUCACAGAUGGUUGUCAAAGACUCAAACAAACUGUUUCACAUGAGAAAUUUUAAUCAAACAGCAUAUCAGAUAACCAUCUAUCAAUAGUAUCUGCAAAAUGAGAGCCAUUCAUAUUACAAAGACAUUCCUGGCUUUGGUUGUAGAUGAGAAAGAGGUCUAGAUAGAAACUUUAGAAGAUUCUUGUAUAUAAUACAUUAUUGUAUUUUUGAAAAUAUUUUCGUUCACUUCAGUAAAUUAUUUAAAAUAAUUAGAAAACAAAAAUCAAAAUUUAUUUACUGUCAGCUUAGUACUCUGAAGACGUCUGCGACUGCAAAUAUAUUGACGACGACGGGGAGAAUAGCUUGAAGGAAAUUAGCAGAAGGAUUCAGAGUAGUUGAUAGUACAUCAAUUUGAAUUUCCAUUUUAUAAUUAUUAUAGUAGGCUACUCAUUAGCAUUCAAGAGCUUGCAAAUCGUGCUUAUUUCAAUCAUCUUCUUUCAUAGAAUCGUGCUCUCAAUUUUUUUUCUAAAGGUAUCCUAAAUGUUGAAUGGAAAUGAUUGUAGAUUUCAUGGAAGAACCGUAUUGAUGGGACGUAUCAGACAGAACACAUUGAAAACAAGUUUGAGAAUAUCAGUGUAAAACAUAUCAUAGGGUGGAAUAGACAAAACUGAUUGCUCUAUGAUUAGGCUUAGUUGGACUAAGAUUAUUGAAUUAAGUAGUGAAUUGCAUAAUUGUUAUCAUGAAAGAGUUAGUUAUUUCAAUUUGUUCUACCUUCUUGGUUGAAUGCAUUAUAGACAUAAAAUAAUAUUAUUACUAUUAAUCGAAAAAAUAUUGGGAAGUGUAAUACAGUGAUUAAUUUAUUAUUUUGUUAUAAAACUGGUUGUACUGUAUAUUGGGAGAAAAUAUUCGCACCCUUGGAAACCCAAUAGCUAUGUACAAUUCAGCGAUUUCUUUGUAGGAAAAAAUUGAUAGACGAUAAUUAUAGUACAUGAUUUAUAAAUAAUUAUUUGGUUAUAGAAAUGUUAAUAUUGUACCAAGAGGAAAAUAUUAUUAGAAUUGAGCCGACACUAUGAUAUCUUUUUAUACGAAAUUCUAUUGCAUAAAUACAGUACCGGUAUAGAGUAAGCAAUAUGGAUAAUAGAUUUAUUAUUAUUUUAUCAUUGACACUGCUAUCAUUACUGUACAUUAAACUUAUCACUGUAUUACAUUGAAGCAGUCCAGGGACAGUGAUUGAAGUGGUGAACAAAUUGAAAUUGCAAAUUCUUUUCACAAUAAUUUGGCAAAGCAUUGCCAAAUGAAUGACCGUAACUUCAUAGCAAAGCUUUGAUUUAACAUAACCUAUUAGUAGAAGUCUGUUUCAUAACGAUUAAGAGUAUCCUUAUACCUGUGAUAGAAUACAGCAGUCAUCGCACCAAACUUAUUAAACUAUAAACCGUGUUUAGUGUGACAGCAGCUUAUUCCUUGACAGGAGGGAACGCUGAUUUUUUGAAGCAGAGGUAUCAACAAUAAUAAGCUUAUGUUGCAUCAAUGUUUUGUCAGUAUGAAUGGGUCUUGAUGGAGGCUACAAUAUUCAAAACAAUGUUAUUUGUUUAGAUUAUAAUAAUUUAGAUGAGUAACGUAAUGCAAGGAGCCCUAGUGAUGUGCUUCGUAUGGACUACUCUGGAAUUCUUCUGUACUGUAAGACUUUAACAAAGGAAGAAAAAUGAGAUCAGCUGUAUUGAAUUUUGUAUAUUGCGGCAAUAUUGUUUGUUCAAGUCUAUUACAUGAUGAGAAAAACUGCGAAAUAAAAUAAAACUGUAUACAAUAUUGAGCUGUAGACUCAGUUUUGGGCAGAGAAUUUGAGAAUAUGAGCUACUUUGCUAAAUACCUUCCGGUAUAUUUUUCAAAAUAAUAUUUGGGUAUUGAAACUCUUGCUAAUUCAAAAUUAUUAGGUGAGAGACUCAAGACAUUGAUAGAGUAAUUCAAUUCGAUUGAGAUUUGACAAUAAAUGAUGGACUGACAAUACACCACUUGGUAGGGCCUAUAGCCUAAGUGACGAUUAUUCUAUUAAAUUUAUACUUUUGAUACGACAUACCAAGAUUGAAUUCAUAUGUGAAAUAAACACUUUGCCAUUUUGAGAUACAAUAAUUAAUUACCAAGACAAUACAAAAUGAAUGAAAUAGCCUACUAGUACCAAUUUUCACAACCUAGUCUUAUUCUAUCGAUGAAUGCUCAUGAACGUGUUCACUUGAAUGCCUUUGAGUGCCUUUGCUGUUAAUUCAAUUUCUUGGAUACCGCUAGGAUAAUUUAUGGAUGCGAUGUUAAGUCUGAAUGAUUUAGUUUACAAUAAAAAAAUAGUACAUUAUAUUAAAUGAAUAACUCAAACUAUACAGAGUGGGUGAAAAGUCCGAGAACGGCUUAAUAUAUAAUACACAAUGAUAAUUUGACGGUGGGUGUGAUUG